This is a messenger RNA of Corvus hawaiiensis (hawaiian crow), 3314 nucleotides long. RefSeq names its product ankyrin repeat and SOCS box containing 2 (gene ASB2). The record is from RefSeq and is a predicted model, not a curated record. Gene Ontology annotation, cellular component: cytoplasm. Gene Ontology annotation, molecular function: protein binding. NCBI's taxonomy places the organism in Eukaryota, Metazoa, Chordata, Aves, Passeriformes, Corvidae. Gene Ontology annotation, biological process: innate immune response; intracellular signal transduction. Bases 563 to 2524 code for a protein of 653 amino acids. The transcript has 11 exons.
GGCUGUUUUGUUUAAUAAGUAUCAGCUAAAACAAGAGUAAAUGCAGAUCACUUCUCCCCAGGCAAAUAAAACUCUCCAGGACAGUAUAUUUUACUUCAAAAUUAUAUGGCAAUUUUUUUUCUUCUUUAGGUUCCAGAAACAUAUCCAUAUAUGGUCUACUUGUCAGGGACAAUAAAUAAUGAUGUAAUAGAAAGGUCAACUUUGUGUCAUUUAGCUACAGGAUGUUGAUGAAGUGAAGUUCUUCAGAUAAUGCAACAAAGAAGAACUUUAGGAUUGGUACAAGUUUCUGCUGUGCAUCUUCAAACAGGAAAUCUGAGAUUGGGAACAACUUAUAUUUUGGCUUGUAUUCGCUGAUCAUGGGGUGAUCCAGAAAUAAACUCCAGGCUUCAAAGCGAGCGUGUUUCAAAGCUGUCCUGCAGUUGAUCGAAACAUCCCGGCAAAGCAGGGAGACAAAUACCAGCGAGGAUUUUCUGAAUUAAGACUUAACCAAGAAGAUAACCCAUUUCAGCACUAUUAUUACCCUUUUAUUUCAGAACAAAAAGGAAAGCAAAGAAUUAUAAAAAUGGCUACAACGGCAGCAAACACUCAAAGACAAACAAUAGGCUGCGAGGAGUACAGUCUGUACAGCAGCCUGAGCGAAGAUGAGCUUAUAAAGAUGGCCAUCCAGCAGAGCUUGGAAGAGGAUGCAGCAGGUCAGCCAGCGGCCCAGAGCCCCCAGAAGUCGAUGGUGGCCCGUGCUGGUGAGGUGGCUGCCCCGAGCCGUGCCAGCCCCCACAACCCUCCCUACCGCAUCUACCCCUGGCAAAGAUUGGCGGCCCAGCAGACAGGCCGUGCUCAGCCAUCCAGCUCGGGGGCAGCCUGGGGGGUCAGGCGAAGGCACGACAGCAGCACGUCCCAGUCCGUAGAAAUUGACCCUGUAGUGGCAGCAAUCAAGAAUGGAGAUGAAAAAGCAGUAUGCAACAUGAUGAAAUCAGGAAAAAACCUUUCUGUACCUAAUAAGGAUGGCUGGAUACCCCUCCAUGAAGCUGCAUACUAUGGCCAAGUGGGCUGCCUGAGCCUGCUGCAAAAAGCAUACCCUGGCACCAUCGACCAGCGCACCCUCAAUGAGGAGACAGCUCUCUACCUGGCCACCAGCCGGGGCAACCUGGACUGCCUGCUCACCCUGCUGCAGGCUGGGGCUGAGCCCGACAUCUCCAACAAGGCCAGAGAAACACCACUCUACAAAGCUUGUGAGCGCAAGAAUGCAGAGGCUGCAAGACUCCUGGUGCAGUACAAUGCAGAUACCAACCAUCGUUGCAAUCGAGGCUGGACUGCUCUCCAUGAAGCUGUCUCCCGAAAUGACCUGGAGAUUAUUGAUAUCCUUGUGAAAGGGGGUGCCAAGAUUGAGUCAGCAAAUGCCUACGGAAUCACUUCUUUAUUUGUGGCAGCUGAGAGUGGGCAAUUGGAAGCUUUGAGAUACCUUGCAAGAUGUGGUGCUGAUAUAAAUACACAAGCCAGUGAUAAUGCCUCUGCUCUUUAUGAAGCCUGUAAAAAUGGACACGUACCUAUUGUGGAGUUUCUUUUGUCCCAAGGAGCAGAUGCUAACAAAGCCAAUAAGGACGGCCUGUUACCUCUUCACAUAGCAGCCAAAAAGGGGAUUUGCGAGAUUGUCUCCAUGCUGAUCCCUGUGACCAGCCGCACCCGUGUCAAGCGUAGUGGCAUCAGCCCCCUGCACUUAGCAGCCGAAUGUAACAAUGACGACAUCUUGGAAGAGCUGAUAGAUGCUGGCUACGAGGUCAACACUGCCCUCUCUGAUGAACGGUCCUGCCUUUAUGAGGACAGACGCACCACCCCGCUCUAUUUUGCUGUUUGUAACAACAAUAUCUACGCCACAGAGCUGCUGCUGCAAGCUGGAGCCAACCCCAAUGUUGACCUCAUUAACCCAUUACUCAUCUCCAUCCGCCAUGGCUGCCUGAAGACCAUGAAACUGCUUCUUGACCAUGGAGCAAACAUUGAUGCCUAUAUAUCAAGUCAUCCCACCACAUUUCCAGCUACCAUCAUGUUUUCAAUGAAGUACCUUUCCGUGCUGAAGUAUCUUCUGGAUCUGGGCUGUGAUGCAGGUUCCUGCUUUGAGUGUCAGUACGGAAAUGGCCCACACCCAGCAUUAAAUUGCAGGCGGGAAAGACUUAAUGAUCCUCAGCUGACCAGGGAGCCAACUGUAGUACAGUUUUGUGAAAUGGUGUCUACUCCAGAGAUAAGUCGCUGGGCUGGGCCGAUCAUCGACGUUCUUCUGGAUUAUGUGGGUAACGUGCAGCUCUGUUCCCGGCUCAAGGAGCACAUUGACAGCUAUGAGGACUGGGCUGUCAUUAAAGAAAAAGCAGAACCUCCACGACCUCUUUCCCAUCUUUGCCGCAUCAAGAAGAUCUUAUCGCUACAAGACCCAGCCUCUCCGACCUCCUUGGACCUCUGUGGCUAUAACAAUACCAUGAUUGAAAGUAAGAGAAAUUAUUUCAAAAUUAUGGAAGUCAAACUUCAAAAUUUAUGAAAAUGAAUACCCAGACUUAGGUUUCCAAAUCCUUGCUCAUGUGCCUAACAAUGCCAAGUUGCUUGCACCAGGUGUCGUUCCACUUAAACCAGGGGGAUCAUAUUCAGUAUCAGAUAUUACUGAGGCAGAAUAUAAAUCUCAGAAUUUAGCCCUGAAUAUUCUGACUCUGGAAGUUUGAAGUAUCUGUUAGCUUCCUUUGACAGUGAUGAAAGUUAUUAUCUCUGUUUCCUUGAAAAUUAGGUCACCUAUUUACAGCUCAGAUCCACAACUGAUUUAUGGCAGCUUAACAAGUCACCAUCUAUCUGCUGAACCACUAUAAUUGUCCGUGAAAUUCUUUUAUUGAAGUUUUUAACAAGUCACAUUCCCUCACAGCUGGGGAGGCCAAGGAACCCAUGAACAGUUAUUGGCAGUGACUACAGCUCACUUGACAGGUGUGACUUGCUGAACUGCUUUGAUGAGUGCUUUGUUCCUCACUAGGCACCUAAGAAAGUAUGGAAGAAACUAAACUUGGAACUACAUCUUUGCAGAUCUUAUGCUAGAAGUAUCUCCUUGCCUUAGGUGACAGAGGAGCUGUGCACCAUGGUCUGCUUGGAGUCCCCACCAAAGACCUUACAAAUCUGGUUUUGUUUGUUGGUCUGCAUACCAUCCAUGGAAUAUGAUAGAAAUGUAAGUAGGGAAAAUACAUUGCACUGAGUUUUAUUUGUGUGGAGUUUCAUACCUUAACACAGGACUAAAGUGUGUUGCACAAAUACAAGUAAUACAAUCUGUCUGGGCACACAGACUGUGAUGA